AUGGCUCGAACAAAGAUCACAGCUCGUCAGUCCACCGGAGGGAAGGCUCCCAUGAAGCAGCUUAGGGCUUUCUAUGCUGCGGCUCGCAAGACUGCUCCCGCAGCCGGAGGAGUGAAGAAGCCUCGCCGAUACCGCCCUGGAACUGUUGCCCUACGUGAAAUAUGCAAGUAUCAGAAAGGAACUGAACUGCUCAUAAGGAAGAUGCCCUUUCAGAUGCUUGUCCGGGAGAUUGCUCAGUCUUCCAAGAGUGACCUACGUUUCCAGAGCUAUGCGGUUCUAGCUCUGCAAGAGGCGGCGGAAGCGUACCUAGUGGGUCUGUUUGAGGACACCAAUCUAUGUGCUGUCCAUGCCAAGCGUGUGACCAUCAUGUCUAAAGACAUUCAACUGGCUAGGAGGAUCCGUGGUGAAAUAAUGUAA
Molecule: messenger RNA, 417 nt
Organism: Triticum turgidum subsp. durum (durum wheat)
Lineage: Eukaryota; Viridiplantae; Streptophyta; Magnoliopsida; Poales; Poaceae
Source: the annotation of a GenBank genome assembly